Molecule: messenger RNA, 1804 nt
Organism: Macrosteles quadrilineatus (aster leafhopper)
Lineage: Eukaryota; Metazoa; Arthropoda; Insecta; Hemiptera; Cicadellidae
Product: alpha-tocopherol transfer protein-like
Exons: 7
Coding region: 98-988 (296 amino acids)
Cellular component (GO): membrane
Molecular function (GO): phosphatidylinositol bisphosphate binding
Source: RefSeq, a predicted model, not a curated record
UAGAAUAACAGUGCAUCAUCUUAGAGAAAUGUGUUGAAAGUGAGCAGAGGAAAAUUACAAAUUAAGCAGGUAACCCUAGGAUAGUAGGAACAUCGAGAUGACAGGAACAGUGGCAGUGUCUGAUCAGAUUGCCAAGGACCCCAAACUUCGCCUAGCUGACGUACAACAACUAAGGGAAUGGCUCAAGAAACAGCCACACCUGCCUCAGGCCCUCCCAGACGAGUAUCUCGUAGCUACAAUACACAGUUCGGAGUACAGUGUGGAGCAAGCCAAACAGUUGUUGGUAGCCAAUGUCACCAGCAGGACUAACUAUGUAGAGAUCUUCCACAACAGGGACCCCUUGGCUAAAGACAAGCAAGCUAUCUGGGACCUACUAAACCUAUGGGUGAGCACUAACGUGACCAAAGACAAGCACCGUAUUUUGUUCGGCGGCCUCAAGAACUACGAUCCCGAGCUGUUCAACUUCCCCUCCCUGCUGAGUGUGUUUGUCAGUGUUGUGGACACCACCAUACAGGAGUUGGGGGUUUGUCCAGGAUAUGUUAUAGUACUGGACUGUAGAGGGGUUACUCUCUCACACCUUGCAAGGGCCAACGUCUCACUGAUCCGCGACAUACUCAACUUUGUACAGGACGCUGUUCUAAUCAAGAUUAAGGCGAUACAUGUAAUCUUCGUUUCUCCAGUUAUUGACAAGAUUAUGUUUGUUGUGAAACCAUUCCUUAGGAAAGCUCUAUUAGAUAUACUCUACUUCCACACAGGGGAAAUGAAGGAUUUCUACAAUGAGGUUCCACGUGAACUUCUUCCUCCAGAAAUUGGGGGUACCUGGUCCAGUCACAAGCAACUAAAUGAGCUAUCACGGGACAGACUGGAGCGACAGAGAGACUGGUUGAAGGAGACAGAGCGUUGGGUGAUAGACGAGAGUAAAGCUCCGGACAACAAGAAAGACAACUACAGCGUCGCAGGGUCUUUCCGCAAACUGCAGCUGGACUGAGUGAUAUAAACAUUGAUGAACUUUUGACUGCCCAUAGAAGUAAACACCCCCCAUGUCGAAGCUGUGACCAGUUUUAAGAAUGAUAAUGAAUGAAGUUGAACUGAGCCAUUGAGUUGUAGUGAGUUGAGUGUCAAUUACAAAUGUCUGUUCAAUAGGCUAAGCCAAUCUAAAUAGGACAACUUAUUUUAUAUACUACAUAAUCUUUUAUGUCAUACCCGGGUGUUAAAAUAUAAAAAAUACAAUUUUGUUAUUACUGCACUCUAUUAGCGCUCAUUCAAAUAAAAUAAUAGGCUGAAACUGAUGUAUAUAGAUUGGAUGUCUAAUUUAUUGAUCAACAGUUAAUGAAAGCCUGUCACAAAGCUGUAUUGAUAGUCAAAGGUUGAACUUAAAAGAUCAUUCCGUAGAGUCUAUGAGCAAAAAACCGUAUAUUUCAGAUUAUGAAAAUGUAAAUAUGCAUUGUGUUCAACAUUGUUGAUUCAUAUCUGAACAAUUUUGAAUUAUGUUAAGUUAAUGCAAUAAUUGCAAUACAUUAGAAUAUGUAAUGUAUGUUAUAUGUGUAAAAUAAGUAUGUAUGAGUAUGGAAUAUGAGUGUUGGCUCAAAAUAUGUCAUAGAAAAUAUUUUACAGACAAAUUGUGUCAAUCAUUGAGUAGUGCAUCAAAAAUUUAAUUGUUUAAGUUGGAAGAUGUUUUUUUUUUCUGAAGAGACUAACACCUUAUCAACGGGAUGAACAAGUUAUAAAAAUCAGAUACAAAGUUCUUAGUUUAAAUUAAGUUCACUAUAAUAUAAUUUUAUGUAUUAUCAUUUUUAAUUUUUUU